AUGUAUGCAGCAGGGACGUACUGGGACGUGGUGUAUGUGCAUGGGGGGUGGCAGCGCGCACGGCAUGUGGCGAGGCAUCGCAUGGCCAUUGGGGCUGUUGCUGCUGUGGCGUGGCAGCCUGCUCCCAUGGCACAUGAUGCCAGCACGCGGGAGAUCAUUCUUGCCACGGAGGGCGGGCGGCUGUACGAGGCGGCGUUCGAGGAAACAGACAAGCGAGACUGCCCGCUGAAGCUGCUCUUCGAGCUGCCCGACGCUGAAAAGUGCGCCUUCCGGGGCAUCCAGGCCACUUUUGCACCCUUCGCCUCACAGCUGCCCAAAUUCAUUGAGCUCCCAGCCUCAUCACCUCUCAUACCAAGCUCGCUGCACUUCUUUGGUCGCCAGCAGCGGUAUGCAGAGCGGUUCGCAUGGAUGGCAGGGCCUGGCGUGCUCUUUGGUCACCUCAACCUCAAUGCCACUUCUUCCAGCUCAUCAUCGGAGCCCCCCAUUCAGCGCAAGUCCCUGCUGCCCUUCACCAAGCUGCUCCCACCUGGCCACAUUAGCAGUGCAGAUGAUACUGAUGACAGUGCUGCUGCAGCUACUGCUGCUGCCAUUGCGGCUGCGGUGCAUCCGACAGCAAUGGCAGUGUCCGAGUUCCAUCUGCUGCUGCUCUACAGCGACCACAUCAAGAUAGUGAACCAAGUGAGCGAGGCACUGGUGGACCAGCUGCCCUUCCACGCCACGGCGCUUGAGAUGGCGCCAGGUGGCAUGCUCGGAUUGGUCGCUGACGAGGCCGCCUCAGCGUACUAUGCAUUCUGCUCCAACAACAUCUAUGAGAUCGCCGUGUGUGACGAGGCCAGGGCCAUGUGGCAGGUGUAUCUGGACAGGCACGACUAUGCCAUGGCCCUCUCCUUCUGCCGCUCGCCCCUGCAGCGCGACCGCGUGUACGCCGCUCAAGCAGAGUCAGCUUUCAAGGACGGAGAUUAUGAGCGUGCGGCCACCUUCUUUGCUAGAACGGCACACCAGGUGCCCUUUGAGGAGGUGGCACUCAAAUUCGUGGAGGCGGGGCAGCAGGACGCUCUGAGGAGCUUCCUGUUGCACAAGCUGGACCACCUACCCAAGCAGGAGCGGGCGCAAAUGACAAUGGUGGCCACGUGGGCUUCAGAACUGUAUCUUGACAAGAUAAACCGAUUGCUGCUCCAGCUGCCACCGGAUUUUGAGAAGCACGAUUCCAUGCAUAGCAAGUCCGAGUCCGGUUCUGCUGCUGCUGCUGCUGCUGCUGCUGCUGCUGCUGCUGCUGCUGGCGUUGCUUCUGGUACUGUUGGUACUGCUGCUGUGGAAGGAUCAAGGACGGAAGAUUCAGGAGGUGCAAAGGAGGGCCCAGGAGUGGAGAGGUUGCGAGAGGAGUACAGGAGGGUGGUGGCAGCGUUUCGAGCGUUUCUCAGUGACUGCAAGGAAGUGCUGAAUGAAGCCACCACUGUGAAGCUGCUCGCCAGCUACGGUCGGGAGGAGGAGCUGGUGUAUUUUGCAGGACUGAAGCAGCGGCACGAGACAGUCAUCGAACACUUUAUACGGAACGUCCGAAGAGCAAUUGCACUUUUGAAAGAAACCGAGGGUUUGCUGAAAGUCGAAGACAUCCUCCCUUUCUUCCCGGAUUUCACCUUGAUAGAUGAUUUCAAAGACGCCGUAUGUGAGUCAUUAGAGGCAUACGGGCAAGAGAUCGACCGGCUAAAGGCCGAAAUGACCGAGGCGACCCGGGCGGCGGACACGAUCCGGAGGGACAUCCAGGCGCUGAGUCAGCGCCACGUCAUCGUGUCCACGCGGGAGACCUGUGGCGUCUGCUCUCGUCUGAUUCUCGCCGUCCCGCCGCCCCAGAAAACGCUGCUGUCUGGUUCUGCUGCAGCCGGCACUGGUGCUGCCGCUGGUGCUGGUGCUGGUGCUGCUGCUGCCGGCACUGCUGGUGGUGGUCUUUCUGGUGCUGCAGCAGCAGUAGCAGCAGCAAGCCUAGCAACAGCAUCGGCAUCAGCAGCGGCAGCAGAGGCAACGCCCUUCUAUGUGUUCCCCUGCUCCCACGCCUUCCACAUUGACUGCCUGCUCACCCACGUGGUUCAACACUCCGAUCCAUUCCUGAUGGAGCAUGUGUUGGAGUUGAAGCGGCAGCUGCUGGGAGUGCUGGAGACCCCGAGGAGGGGUGGCAAGCAACGGGGCGCAGCAGCAGGAAUGGGAGGAGCAGGAGAGGGAGAUGGUGACGUGGUGGACAUUCAUGCGGGACUCUCACCGAUUGAUAAGGUGAGGUUGCAGCUGGAUGAAGCAAUUGCCAGUGAGUGCCCUUUUUGCGGUUCACUGAUGGUGGCUAGCACAUCUGAGCCGUUGAUCGCUGCUCAUGAAGGAAAUGUGCUCGAUGCAUGGAGCAUUUGA
This is a messenger RNA of Closterium sp. Yama58-4, 2394 nucleotides long. The record is from the annotation of a GenBank genome assembly. Lineage: Eukaryota; Viridiplantae; Streptophyta; Zygnematophyceae; Desmidiales; Closteriaceae.